Messenger RNA from Sclerotinia sclerotiorum 1980 UF-70, 2208 nucleotides. RefSeq lists its product as hypothetical. Gene Ontology annotation, biological process: microtubule-based movement. Bases 1 to 2208 code for a protein of 735 amino acids. The transcript has 3 exons. Gene Ontology annotation, molecular function: ATP hydrolysis activity; ATP binding; microtubule motor activity. NCBI's taxonomy places the organism in Eukaryota, Fungi, Ascomycota, Leotiomycetes, Helotiales, Sclerotiniaceae. The record is from RefSeq and is a predicted model, not a curated record. Gene Ontology annotation, cellular component: kinesin complex; microtubule.
AUGUCUGUAAGAGUUGUUGCAAGGAUACGUCCUCUUCUUCCAAAGGAAUUAGACAAAGAUACCAUCGUGCGCGCCGAGAGCAGUCAAGACAGCAAAACUUUCAAUGUAGUCCGGAUACCGAACCCCAAAAAUGAAUCAGAGGAGUUUAGUUUCACCUUCAAUGGUGUCUACGAUAUGGGAACGUCACAGGAGGAGCUCUUUACGAAUGAGGUUGCCCCUACGCUAAAAUCAUUGUUCCAAGGACUUGAUGUUACACUGUUUGCAUAUGGAGUUACUGGAACGGGGAAAACACAUACAAUGCGGGGCGGGACGAAGUUGGCAGACCGUGGAAUUAUUCCUCGAUUAUUAAGUGGAAUAUAUCGCCGUGGUCGUAAGGUUGCUAAGGAUUCUGGCGAAGAAACCUCUGUCACUGUUACAUUGUCUUAUUACGAAAUAUACAACGAUAAAGUUUUCGACCUAUUCGAGUCUCCCGAUAAACGAUCUCUUGCUGGAUUACCUCUUCGAGAAAAGGAUGGGAAAACAAUAGUAGUUGGGCUGUCGGAAAGGUCCUGCAAUGAUCUGAAGGAUUUCGAAAAGUUAUAUAUAGAAGCCAACAACAACCGGAGCACAGCAGGAACCAAACUCAAUGCGCAAAGUAGUCGAAGCCAUGCCAUCUUGAUGGUCAAGGUAACACAAACCACUGGCGAUGCGUCUUUAAUCAGUACUGCAUCCGCGAUCGAUUUAGCAGGAUCAGAGGACAACCGGAGAACAGAUAACGGCAAGGAGAGAAUGAUUGAAUCUGCAAGCAUCAACAAAAGUUUGUUCGUGCUCAGUCAGUGUAUUGAUGCUAUUGGUAGAGGGGACAAAAGAAUUCCAUAUCGAGAAUCUAAAAUGACACGAAUUCUCAGUUUGGGUCAAAACAACGGUAUCACUAUAAUGAUCUUGAAUCUUGCACCCUUACGAUCUUACCAUUUAGAUACUUUGUCUUCUUUGAAUGUAAGUUCAAGAGCAAAGAGAAUAGAGGUUAGAGAGAUCGAGAAUGAAGUCGUAUUCACUCAACCACCCAGGAAAGUAGCUGGAACUAGUAUGCAACGACAGCCAUUGAGGCCUAUUACGAAUUCACAUAAUGCUGUAGCCAACCCAGCACAAAAGGCUGACAAGCCCGCAAAAGCUUUCUCUGUAUACACAGAUAAAAGUAAAGCAACUACAGCGCGGCCAUCAAACACCACUCAAAUACUCCGAAAAUCGAGCUCGAAUAAGAAAAGGCCAUCUGAUGGAGUUAUCGGUUCGCGGGUCACCAAACCCACUAGACCUACACCUUUUGGAUAUAAGUCGGCCACAGCUGAUAUCUCUGCAGCCAAGAUUGAGGAAAUGGUUGAGCGCAAAGUCUCGGAAAUCCUUGCCAACCGUGCCUUGGAACGGACAUCGAAUUCAGCACCUAGUGAGAUUAGUGAAGCUGUUCAGAAAAGACUCGAGGCAUUAGAAAAGAAAGUUGAUGAAAACUCGGCGGAAGAUGCGAGAUCUGAAGGUCUCAGGUUUCUGCUCAUGGCGAGACAACACAAAGAGCGCGGUGAAGAAAGUAGUGCUCUGAAGAUGUAUGAAAUGGCACUUCCUUUCUUCCCAGGGCAAGAGAAAUUGCUGAAGAAGAUUGAGCAUCUCAAAGCUAAAAUGCAAGCAAAGAAUGCUGGUGUUGCGGCCAAGCACUCAGAGCCUGUAGAAGCAGAAAGGCGAAAGCCCACUGCUCCAUUCUUACAGCUGCCAACGCCUGCUAGUUCGUUUCAACAAGAGGAAGAGGAAGAGGAAGUACGACCCAUGUCAAGAAAGGGGUCAAAGCCCGAUGCUGAGUAUGACGCGUCCUUCGUACACCAAGAGGAUCAUUACGAAGAUGAAGAUAGCUUUUCAUGUCGAGCUGCCAAGUCAAAAAAGUCGAAGUCUAAAUCGACAACCAAAUUACGUGUGUUCAACGAUGAAGCAUCUAUUGCCCCGCUAGAACCCCAAACGCCUCGAACAAGGCAUUUAUUAGAUAUUGUCAACUCUAGAGAUGUUGGCAUGAUCAGAGGCCUGUGUGGUGUAGGUCCUAAGAAGGCUAGAGAUGUGGUUGAGUUUCUGGAGCUACAGAAUGAGGACGAUGGUGGUCAGAUUAAGACAUUACAGCAGCUCAGAGCAAUCCCGGGACUAGGUAGCAAGACAGUAGAACGGGCGUACGAUGGCAUAGUGUUAUUAGUUUGA